This is a messenger RNA of Spinacia oleracea (spinach), 946 nucleotides long. RefSeq lists its product as uncharacterized. The transcript has 6 exons. NCBI's taxonomy places the organism in Eukaryota, Viridiplantae, Streptophyta, Magnoliopsida, Caryophyllales, Amaranthaceae. The record is from RefSeq and is a predicted model, not a curated record. Bases 403 to 753 code for a protein of 116 amino acids.
GUAAUUUUUUUCGCUGCAACAUUAAUUCAAACCAGACAUUUCUAUCUCAAACCUCAACACCAAUUUCGAAAUUCAUAUCCCGCGCUCAGUACUUCCUUCUUCUUCCCUCAGCUUUCCCUGCGUUUCGCCCGUCGCCGGUGGUUCUCGCCAGUCGUCGUCGUGAGUCUCGCCCAUCGCCGGUGGUACUCCAGCAAGGGUCUAUUUCCUCGCCUCCUCACCUCAUCACCGGUGGUUCCCUGCUCGAAAAACCACCGCAGAAAUUAUUCCUUGCUCGAAAAACCAGCGGUGAAGUCAUUCUCUGCUCGAAAAACUAAGCUACUUUGCUCGGCCGGUUCUCGAACCCUGUUCUCCGUCAAUCCUCGCCGCGCAUCGAGGCGAUAUGAGGCUGAAUUUAUUGAAUUUAUGCAGUUGGUGGACAGCUUAAAUUGGAGGGUGCAAAAUGAGAUCGACAAUAUAUUAACAAAACCUAUUGUUCCUGCUGAGCUAUACCGAAAAGUGUGUGACUCUCAGCUUGUAGGACUUUCAGGUUACUCAAAAGAGGGUUUGUCUGUCGUUGCCAUUGGCGUGGGGCAUAGCUCGCAUGAAAAAGCAUCUCCACUGGCAUCACAUAGGUAUGAACGACCGAUAAGUACCUGUAUCAAGGUACUUGAUAUGACUGGCUUAAAAAUAUCGGCCCUUAAUCAAAUAAAGGUCUAUACUCUGAGGAAUGCGCCUUAUGCUAGUGAGGAAAUUGAUGUUGUUCGUGAGCAAUGAGCUAAGUUUUUACCAGCAAGUAUUUAUUAUUGGCCCGAACGCGCUUGAUGGAGUUGGUUUAGAUGUAUAGAACAAUCUUUAAUAUUAAAAUGUAUGCGUACGUUGAAAUUGGAACAUAUAUUUAAAUGUAGUACGUGCACUUUGGUUUUGGGAUAUUUAUAUAUAUGUAUACAAAACACCAGUUAUUGUUUUA